Messenger RNA from Penicillium malachiteum, 1668 nucleotides. Its product is annotated as glycerophosphocholine acyltransferase. The coding region runs from base 1 to 1668 and encodes 555 amino acids. The transcript has 2 exons. Lineage: Eukaryota; Fungi; Ascomycota; Eurotiomycetes; Eurotiales; Aspergillaceae. Gene Ontology annotation, biological process: phosphatidylcholine biosynthetic process. The record is from RefSeq and is a predicted model, not a curated record.
AUGGGGAUGUUAACAUUUGGCCGUUUCCUUAGCCGACCUUACCCUCACUACCGGGACGGUCCUACCAUCUUCUCCUUUCAACAACAGUUCCUGAUGGAGGGAUCCACCGUCAACCAACACCGAAGGUCAGACUCGGUAGUUGCAGAGUCUCUCGCCUCAACUCCAGGUCCCGAUGAGUUGGAUAACCCGUUUUUGGAGGAGUUCGCCGAUGGGGAUGACUUCUACUCGCCUCCCGCCUCCCCAGGCAAACUGUCGAGGAACGGCUCUUUCUCCAAUAGCAGUUCGUACCAAGAGGACUGGGAGACUUUCCCGCCACUCGACAAGUUGACCAUUUUCGAUGUCCUCGAUAAUAUCCAACUCACACAAAGACUGGAGAAAUGGCAACAGACGAUCAACCUACAAAGAGAGAAGGUGCGGCUGCAACGUGAGAAGCUCCGAUCGCGAGGACAGAAUGCGCGACAGCGUGUGGUGGGAGAAAUCAGACGCCGUGUGCCAACGGCCGAUGAGCAGCUCGAGAAAUACCGCCAGCGUAUGAAGACCGGUGUGGAGCGGUUGGGUAAGCAGUGGAACAAGACUGCCACUGUGACCCUCCGUGAGAAGGCGUCCUUCAUCGCAGGUGUGCUCAAUAUCUUUAUCAGUGGAUAUCUGAUCGGCCAGUGUCCUGAGUACUUCUAUCUCUGGUUUACCGCCCAACUUGCCUAUUUCAUGCCCAUUCGAUACUAUACCUACCACGCCAAGGGAUAUCAUUAUUUCCUGGCCGACCUCUGCUACUUCGUCAACAUGCUUUGCAUGCUGAGCUUGUGGGUAUUCCCAGGCUCGAAGCGGUUGUUCUUGGGUACCUACUGCUUGACCUUUGGUAAUAACGCAGCGGCGAUUGCUAUGUGGCGAAACUCGCUGGUCUUCCAUAGUAUGGAUAAGGUAGUCAGUCUCUUCAUCCAUAUCAUGCCGCCUGUCACUCUGCACUGUCUUGUGCACCUCACCCCUGUCGAGAUGCUCAAGGAACGAUUCCCUGCUAUCUAUGCCAUCAAGUUCAGCCAGCCGGGUGACCCAGAACACUAUUCUCUUGGAGCCAUGAUCAUCUGGGCUACUGUACCCUACUUCGUCUGGCAACUGUCAUAUCACUUCUUGAUCUCCGUGCGUCGUGCUGAUCAGAUUGCGGCCGGUCGCCCGACUAGCUUCACCUGGCUUCGCAAAUCCUACUCCAAGGCUGCGAUUGGUCGAUUCGUUCUGAGUCUUCCCGACGCACUACAAGAACCAGCCUUUAUGCUGAUUCAAUAUGGAUUUGCGCUCUCUACUAUGAUUCCCUGCCCGCUGUGGUUCUGGUACCGAUGGGCUAGUAGUAUCUAUAUCUCUGCCCUGUUUGUCUGGAGUAUCCACAAUGGUGCAACUUACUAUAUUGAUGUCUUCGGCAAGCGAUUCCAGAAAGAGCUGGAGCAGCUGAAGAAGGAUGUUGCACGGUGGCAAAGCUCUCCCGAGGGCGCGGCUAGUCCGUUCAUCUUCCCGGAUACGCCUGCUACGGUCGCGUCUGACGCAUUGAAGACUCAUCCUUCCGCCGAUAAACGGAAUAGCGUUGAUCGGAUCCCUCUUCUGGAUCCUACCAGUGCUGCCUCGACUGCCUUCCAGGAGGCUGCUGGAGACAUCAACUCUGAGGUUCGUGAGCGAAUUUGA